Messenger RNA from Leptinotarsa decemlineata (Colorado potato beetle), 2632 nucleotides. It is a transcript of the gene jub, whose product is annotated as LIM domain-containing protein jub. Gene Ontology annotation, biological process: negative regulation of hippo signaling; cytoskeleton organization; response to hypoxia. The record is from RefSeq and is a predicted model, not a curated record. Gene Ontology annotation, molecular function: transcription corepressor activity. Gene Ontology annotation, cellular component: P-body; transcription regulator complex; adherens junction. Lineage: Eukaryota; Metazoa; Arthropoda; Insecta; Coleoptera; Chrysomelidae.
UUUAAGUUGUUUUUUAUGUUUUGUUCUCUGUUCUCGUACUUCUUUUUUAUUAUGUGGUUGGUGCUGAUAUGAGGUGUAGGGUGUAGUUUCUUGUUCAUGAAAAUCGUGACUAAAAAAAUUCAUUAUCAUAGAUAUUUGUUUGUAAAUCAUAAAAUAUUCAGUACGAAGUAGCUUUGAAAUACAUUUUUGCGAAGCAUCCCGAAAAAAAUGGAACACAAUUAUCAAAAAAAAUCUUCAGACCCACAAUAUAUUAAAAAAAUGCAGGAUAUGUCCUUAAGCGACCAUGAGACAAGAUACACACGUGACAUGAACAUGGGAAAAGCUGAACCUGCAGUUCCUACCUAUCAUCAAAAACAGAGAUCCAUUGGAAUCACAGAUAAUUUCAAUAAAGAUCCCCCAAAGUCAAAUGACUAUAGGAUGUAUGAAAGAUCUAAUGUAAUUGCUAGCUCUAAAUAUGCGACGCCAAAACAUGUAGAAACAUUAGGAAGCCCAAGACUUUAUGAAGAAAGUGAUGUUUAUGUUCAAUGCGCUAAACCGCAAGUUCCAAUGAGUCCUACACACUCCAUUGGAGGAUCGUCCCAUGCUGGCAGCCCUAGGACAAGUAUAGCUAGCAACUCAAAUGUUUAUGAGAAUAUUGAUUAUAACUCGGAUAAAGCUGCUCAGGCUCCUUAUUAUGGGGGGAUGAGUAAUGUUGAAUCAAAGACUUAUACAAAAGCACAGCCACAGGUGCCUUUUGGCAGAAACAUAUCUGAUAUGGAAGGUCCACCAGUGUAUGAAAAUGUACAGAAUUUUCCGCAUAAAAGCUCAGGUGCUAUGCCUGGACCUCAGGUACCUCCAAAUGCACCUCCGCCAUAUAGUAAUUGUUUGCCAAGUUCUCAGUACUCUGAUCAGCCUGUUUAUUCUUCUAUGCAAGCUUCCAGUAGUUCAAAUGCCCAACCUCAGUCACCUUACCGUAAUUACAGCAGUUCACCUCUGAAAAGUAUGACUCAGCAACAGCUUGAUGAACUGAACAGCGGUGAUUAUGUUUGUAUGACUGGCAACAUUAUUCAAUCUAAAUUGGGUUCUAAUAUUCCUUUUCAAACCACUUCUGCCAAGAACUAUGAUAGAUCCAUUCCCACUGGAAUUGCUCAAACGCCUGUGAAGGUUUCACCUCUCAAGGAAGUGAAGAAACCUCCAGUACCGCAAAAAGUUGAUGUUCGGCCUUCCCCAGUACCCAGUCCUACACCUAGCACUUUAAGUAACAGUAGUGGGAAGUUAAAAUUAUCAGGAAAAAGUUUGUUGCCAUACAGCAUAACACCUCCCAAACCGACAGGUCCUACUGAAGCUGAAAAAAAAAUUGAAGAAAUGACCAGGCAGAUAGAGGAAGAAAUGGAGAAGCACGAAGAAGAGGGGGAAUAUUUUGGAAUAUGCCAUACAUGCGGUGACAAAGUCACAGGUGCAGGACAGGCUUGCCAAGCCAUGGGGAACUUGUACCAUACCAAUUGUUUUAUAUGUUGCUCCUGCGGAAGGGCUCUAAGAGGAAAGGCCUUUUACAAUGUUCACGGCAGGGUCUACUGUGAAGAAGAUUACUUAGUAAGCCCUAGCCCAAAUUAUUCAGGUUUCCAGCAAACUGCUGAGAAAUGUGCUAUUUGUGGACACCUCAUCAUGGAAAUGAUACUCCAGGCAAUGGGAAAAUCUUAUCAUCCAGGUUGCUUUAGAUGUUGUAUUUGUAACGAUUGUUUAGAUGGAGUCCCUUUCACAGUAGAUGUCGAUAAUAAAAUUUAUUGCGUUAAUGACUACCACAGGAUGUUUGCCCCCAAAUGUGCAGCUUGUGGCAAAGGCAUAACCCCUGUUGAAGGUACCGAGGAAACUGUCCGAGUAGUAUCAAUGGAUAAAGAUUUCCACGUGGACUGUUAUGUUUGUGAAGAAUGUGGAAUGCAACUGACAGAUGAACCAGAUAAGCGUUGUUACCCAUUGGAGGAGAGGCUGAUGUGCCGCAAUUGCCAUAUACAGACAUUGAAACAUAUGCCCAACCAGAUGCAUCCUGUGGCAGCCUCUUUUCAAUACACGGGAUAAGUUGCCAGAAUGUUCACUUUCUACACAUUCCUUCACAUCAUUUCCACCGCAAUAGGUGCUCUUUUUGUUGUGCUUUGAAAGACUGCUAGGUAUGGUUGUAACGUUCGGUACAGUUUGAACCGCGUGGAGUGCCCGUCGACUCUCUAGUAUAGUUUUUGAUAUUCUACAUUGAAAAUUACCUCAGAUAUUAUUUGAUACAAAUACCAGAGCUGAGACCCUCAACUGAAAAUUAUUGAAAUAAAUUAGGUCAUGUUCAAUUCGCCCUUGUAAUGUAAAUUUGGAAUAUGAGAAAACUUUACUGUGUAUUUUCAAGUUUUUUUUAAUCAUGCCAAAAGUGUUUUGAAGUUUUUAUAAUCAAUGCUAGUCUAGGUGUUGGUGACAACGAAUAAUUUAGAAGCAUUUUUUAGUGAAAUAACUUUUUUUCAUACUCUACGUAAAAGAUCAGCUCUGGUAUCAUUUUGUGCUUAAAUUGAAUUUUUAUAAAACGUCAUAUAUUUUUUUGUAUACAAUUAUAUAUUUUAACUUUAGUUCAUUGCCAUUUUUGAAAGUUGGUAAUAAAGAUACUACUUAUAUUGAA